AUGGCGUGGCCUCCUCCAAAUGCUAAUUCUGCACGAACACAAGCUCCACCGCCAGUAGUUCCUGCUAUGGCAAUUGGAUCAGUUCCGGCGGCGACUUCGACGGCGGCUCCGACGGCAGCAAAUGCAAACAGUAAUACUCAGGUUUCGAUCAUUGAUUUUAAUCCCUCCGAUGCAGGUAAUCCUUACUACUUGCAUCCUAGUGAGAGUCCGGCCUUGGUGCUUGUUUCGCCGACCUUAGAUGGUUCAAACUACUAUCCUUGGGCAAGAGCUAUGAAGAUAGCUCUAUCAACCAAAAAUAAACUAGCAUUUAUUGAUGGUAGAAUACCUAUACCUAGCAAAGAUGAACAAAGGUACAUGGUUUGGGAACGGUGUAAUAACAUAGUUGUUUCCUGGAUUGUAAGAUCCAUCUCACCUGAGAUUGCACAGAGUGUGCUUUGGUUACAAUCUGCCAUUGCUAUAUGGAAGCAUUUAGAGGAGAGGUUCAGUGAGGGGGAUAUCUUUAGGAUCUCACAGAUUCAAGGACAAGCUUAUCAGCUUAAACAGGGGAUUUUAAGUGUGGAUCAAUAUUUCACACAGAUGAAAUUGCUUUGGGAUGAAUUACUUGUGUUAAGACCUUUGCCUGUGUGUGCUUGUACUCCUAAGUGCAAUUGUGGAGGAUAUGAGAAGUUCUACACUUAUGUAGAAAAUGAUCAUUUGUCAAUGUUUUUGAGAGGAUUGAAUGAAAACUAUACAAGUACUAAAUCGCAAAUUAUGUUGAUGAGCCCUCUCCCUACAGUUGGAAGGGCAUCUUCCUUGGUGAAACAGCAAGAAAGAGAGGUUUAUGGUGGGAUUCUCAGUGCUACUCCCACACCACAGAUGCAGGGGCCUUCUCAGCAGAUGAGUCCUACUGUUGGACAUGCAUUCCUGGCUAGUUUUCCUCAGAACAACAACUUCCGUCCAAGAAGACAGAAUAACAAUUGGAACAAGAAACCAGGACCAAUUUGCAGCCAUUGUGGAUAUACUGGCCACACAGUGGAUAAAUGUUACAAACUCCAUGGUUACCCGCCGGGUUAUGUACCCAGGUCUAAAGGUGCAGGAGCAGUAAACCAAGUCCAAGGUCCUUUGCUGCAAUCCAGUGUCACACAAUUUGGAGGUCAGAACCAAUUUCAAUCCCAAGGCUUUGUUGAACAAAUCCAAAACACUGCAGGGAAUUUUAUGACAAUUUCUCAAGAGGAAUAUAGUAGGUUGCUUGGCCCUAAGCAGAAUGAGACAAAGCAGAAUACAGUCAAUACACCUCUUGAUUUCACUCCUCAAGCAAAUAUAGUUUCGGCCAGUGUUGUCUCACCUGCAAACUUUGAAGGAGCCUUCUUGUUCUAA
Ipomoea nil (Japanese morning glory) is the source of this 1356-nucleotide messenger RNA. RefSeq lists its product as uncharacterized. NCBI's taxonomy places the organism in Eukaryota, Viridiplantae, Streptophyta, Magnoliopsida, Solanales, Convolvulaceae. The transcript has a single exon. The record is from RefSeq and is a predicted model, not a curated record. Bases 1 to 1356 code for a protein of 451 amino acids.